Messenger RNA from Pocillopora verrucosa, 1174 nucleotides. Its product is annotated as carbohydrate sulfotransferase 10-like. Gene Ontology annotation, molecular function: sulfotransferase activity. Gene Ontology annotation, cellular component: membrane. The record is from RefSeq and is a predicted model, not a curated record. Lineage: Eukaryota; Metazoa; Cnidaria; Anthozoa; Scleractinia; Pocilloporidae. Gene Ontology annotation, biological process: carbohydrate biosynthetic process.
CUGCCACAACCCGCAAGUGCAAGCUGCAAUUUGAUCAUCAUGUUUGGAAAAUCUUACUCAAGAGGCAUUCGAAAGGAUCGCAUUAUUUUGGUAGUCUUUGCAUUGUGUUUGUGCGUGUGGAUCUCAAACAUAGUUUUGGGAAGAUAUUUUUCUGGAGGCUUCACAUCCAAUUCUCCAUCGAUGUCGUUUAGUUUAGUGAUGACAGAAAGAAGACAGCUUCUGCGCGAUCAGUGCCUGAAGAAGCCACCAAAUCCUUUAUUUCUCCAAGAAGCCGACUUCACCCGUUUCAUCGUCAUUGAAAAGUUGAAGCUCGUGUUUUGCUUCAUUCCCAAAGUUUCAUGUACAACUUGGAAGAAAAUCCUGUAUAGUGCCGCGAAUAAUGGCGAAAACCUGGAAGGAGUCCCACACCGAAGGAAACUAUUUUCUUGGCUCAAGGACUACAGCAUUUUUGAGCGGCAGAAGAUAUUGAGCACCUACUACAAAGCCAUGUUUGUCAGAGAGCCUUUUGCGAGGCUGGCAUCGGCAUAUCGAGACAAAAUUAAAUUUGAUUGGUUCAAAAGAUUUAUUCUCCUUGACAGAACAAAGCGAGAAACUAAGAAAGUAAGAACGCCAUUUUCAGCAUUUGUAAAUAGAGUUAUUGAAACCAACGCCACACAACUAAAAAAUCGUGGUAUCGAGGAUCAACAUUGGCGCUCAUACGAGCAGAUAUGUCCGUGUGAAGUGGACUAUGACUUCAUUGGUCACUUUGAGAAUUUAGACAAGGAGGCACCAACACUCCUGAAGAUUAUUGGCGUUGAUGGCUACGUAACAUUUCCUGAUUAUCGCCCGUCCAAGACUUCGUCGAACAUGUUGAAGUAUUACUCCCAAUUGACGAUAGAUGAAAUCUUUCAGCUGAAGAAACUGUUUGAUUUGGAUUUUAAAUUGUUUGGGUAUGACUUUCCCGGGCCUUUAGAGGGUAUUUUAAAGAAAAAAGGUCCUUCAGAAGAAAGCUGAUUACAUGCUUUUUAUGAUGGUUAUUAUUUAUGGCCUAGAUACCCGGUAUAUAAUUCCAGAUAUUCCGGAAUCUAUAUUUUAAGCUUAAGUACCUGGCCCGUACCUUGUUUAUUUUAUUUCCUAAGCUAUGGCGUGUCCCUAUCAUUUUUCAACUUCUACAAUAGGGCCUCAGGAACUGUUG